AUGCUUACCGGUUCCUUGAACCGCGUCUAUCCCUAUGAAAGAAAUGCUGAGUUUGCUAAGGAAAUCAGCCGGUUGGCUAGCUCAACCGAAAAUGGAAAAUGCAGAUCCGCGUCAGGAGCAGUCCGUGGACGUGUUCAUGCCGCUGCUGCUGUUGAAGUCCACGAGGGUGUCUACAGCACACCGGCGUCGCUGAGAUCGGAUGUCGCUCUUCAACGAGACGUUCUUGCUGAGCCGCUAAACGUAGACAAAAUCAAUGAAGAAAAGUCGUUGCUCCAAAAGAAGACGAAUAGAACCGUCACAACUACUCACACACCAACGACGACGACCUCAAGGCUUCCAUCGACGAAGCCUUCGACUGAAGCCAACCUUCCGACAACUACUCACCGAUCGACGACCACACGGUCUGCGCCUUCCACGACCGUUAGGCUUCCAACGACAUCUAGGCCUUCAACGACCACCAGAACCUCGACAGUAACUCAGCGUCGGACGACUACAACACCACCAUCGACGACCACACAGCCUCCAACGACCGUCAGCAAAAGAACAUCACGAGCUCCUACUUCGCCAUCCUUUCCUUUGUACUUCCCUAGGAGAAGUACUGAUGAACCAGAAGAGCCCUCAACGACCUACAAGCCAGGUUGUCUACUUGACAUGAUAAUCGUUUUGGAUUCAUCCGGCAGUGUAGAAGAGACGUUCCUUCGUGAGAAAGAACUGGCUGCCGGCAUUUUGUCACGCUUAAGAAUUGGACCAAACAAUGCGAGAGUAUCUAUCAUAAAAUUUGCGCGGAACAAAACAAGUGAAGACGGUCUGGUCGUUGCAGCCAAUUUCCAGUCGCAAAGGACAAAUGUCUAA
Ostertagia ostertagi is the source of this 852-nucleotide messenger RNA. The record is from the annotation of a GenBank genome assembly. Lineage: Eukaryota; Metazoa; Nematoda; Chromadorea; Rhabditida; Trichostrongylidae.